Messenger RNA from Sinocyclocheilus grahami, 1644 nucleotides. Its product is annotated as chemokine-like receptor 1. The record is from RefSeq and is a predicted model, not a curated record. Gene Ontology annotation, biological process: complement receptor mediated signaling pathway; phospholipase C-activating G protein-coupled receptor signaling pathway; inflammatory response. Bases 511 to 1536 code for a protein of 341 amino acids. Gene Ontology annotation, molecular function: complement receptor activity; G protein-coupled receptor activity. NCBI's taxonomy places the organism in Eukaryota, Metazoa, Chordata, Actinopteri, Cypriniformes, Cyprinidae. Gene Ontology annotation, cellular component: plasma membrane. The transcript has 2 exons.
AAUGAUUUACAAUCUUAAUUUUUAGGUAUUUAUGGUGAUAUAUCAGACCAUUAUUAUGCAUAAUGCAAAUGGCUUCUUGAUGUAAGCUAGCAUACUUUAAUCUUCAUAAUCACAUGCACAGAUCUUGUACAGAUCUGAACAUUAUUGAACUUCCCUGUGACUAAUACAUCUUUUUGUACACUAAUACACACUUCAGCAUCAGUUUGGUGUAUGUUGACCUGCUCACUGCAUUGCGCUACAUUCUCGGUUUUUAACCUCAAACCAACCCAUCGCUGACUAUCAGAUAAACAGAGCAACUUGAAUAGGGUACUUGAUAAGUGUGGCCGUCGACAGUCUCAGUUCUCAGAAAUGUGCUUGCAUCUUACAGAGGAACUAGGUGUUAAAAUGUUUGGCCAGUAGCUCAGUCUGCAUUUAUCAGCAAACAACCCAGCAGCAGAAGGUGAUUUCUAUUGAUUUCAAACGGCAUUGUGAAGCUUACUUUGUGAGAACUCUGCUUCCUAUUCAGUUCUAAUGGAAGACACAAUGACUCCAGAUUAUUAUAAUUAUUUACAAGAGUUAUCUGUAGACAGCCAUACGAAAGAAGAGAAACUUCAUGUGGCUACUGAGGUACAUCUUGGCUACUGCAGGGAAGCAGCAUGUGUAAUUACAGUGAUCUUUAAUGUGAUCAUAUUCCUUCUUGGCAUCAUUGGAAAUGGUGCGGUGAUCUGGAUUACUGGUUUUAAGAUGAAGAAGUCAGUGAACACCACCUGGUACCUGAGUCUGGCUCUGUCUGACUUCCUUUUCUGCGCUACUCUCCCUUUCACCGUUGACUACAUGGUGAAGAACAGCUGGAUCUUUGGGCCCUUCAUGUGCAAGUUCAACGCUUUUGUUAUGACCCUCAAUAUGUACAGCAGCAUUUUCAUCCUGGUCAUCAUUAGUGUGGAUCGCUGCAUCACCGUCAAGUUUCCCGUCUGGGCCCAGAAUCAGCGCACUGUACAGAAAGCUUCUGUAGUUGUUAUGUUAGCUUGGUUAGUGUCUUCUUUGCUUAGCAUUCCAUCUGCCAAAUUCAGAGAGAUUAUGAAUAUAAACAUAUGCUAUAGCAACUAUGAGAAUCACCACAAAACCGUUGUGUUCAUGCGCUUUACUUUUGGGUUUUUGAUUCCAUUCCUGACCAUCUUCACCUGUUACUCCAUCCUGAUCCGUAAACUUAGAGCAAACCAAAUGUCCAGAUCCACCAAGCCCUACAAGAUCAUGACAUUACUGAUCACAACUUUUUUCAUCUGUUGGUUGCCAUUUCAAAUAGUUUCCGUUUUAGAGUUGGACCGAAUUGAGUACAGCUUUGCCUUUCACACAGCCCAACGAGUAUCCGCCACUCUCGCCAGUGCAAACAGCUUUCUAAACCCGUUCCUCUAUGCAUUCAUGGCCAAGGACUUAAAGAAGAAAUGCUAUUCCUUUCUUUCCAAGAUUGAGAGCGCCAUCGAUGAGGAGACCCGAAGUGCUUUCAGAGCAACUUCAAUUACCAAUUCUGUGGAUAACAGACAUUCCACUGUUGUCUGAAAUUUUAACACGAGUCAUGCACUAAAGAGAAUGCUGGCCCAUAAAAACGACUUGGCAUUAACAAGUAGUGCAGUUGUUUUGUCUGUUGCAUGUUUGAGUUUGGAAAUU